UCGUCUGCUCUUCACUUUGUUCGUGUUUUCGCGAUUUUCGUAUACAAAUAAUAGUUUUCAUACAUUCAAAAUCAAUUUAAAACUGUUUUCCAAUUAAAAUGAAAAUGGAAGAAGAUGCUACAGUAAUGAGUAAAUUAGAAUGCUUGAAAGAAAUAAGAACCCGCACUAUCCAUUUGGAGAAACUGAAGUCCCGUUUGAGACACGAGGUGGAUGCCACUGAAAGUGAAGAAAAAUGCUUAAUGGAGUACAGACAUGAAAUGGAAAUGUUGCUUCAAGAAAAAAUGGCUCAUGUUGAAGAACUGAGACAGAUUCAUGCUGAUAUCAAUGUUAUGGAGAAUGUCAUUAAACAGUCGGAAGAAGAUCGAAAUAAACAUUUAGAAAGUGCUAAACAGCUGCACCAUGAAUUUAAACCUCUGAAAGACCUUGUUGAUUCGUUAAGGCAUGAAAUUGGACUCUCUAAACUGCCUGAAUUACAUGAAGAAGAUGAAAACUUUAAGCCUGAGUUUUUUGAGAAACAAAAGACUGAAUGGCAAACUGAAAUUCCUGAGCAGUCUUUGCCCUCAUCUUUGUCUGCAAGCGCUUCAAAUCAGCAAUUGCAAGCGGGUCGUAGCAAACCACUACAGGAUCGCCCUCAACCUGCCGCCUUCAGGCAGCAACCUCCUCCGAUGAAAUCUUGUUUAUCCUGUCAUCAACAAAUUCACAGAAAUGCUCCUAUUUGCCCAUUGUGUAAAGCUAAAAGCAGAUCAAGAAAUCCUAAGAAGCCGAAAAGAAAGUUGGAUGAUUGAAGUUUCUCAUGGCUCUAUUCUUCAUCUGCUGCAUCUUGUUGUCAUUCGUCAUUGCUGCAUGUUUUAUCCCAUGUUCCAGUACUUUUACAAGUGCCAAACUAUAUUGAUGUUUUGUAUUUUCAAUUAAAUUAAUGUUGAAUCAGUCAUUUUGUAGCCUUGAAGUGUUUUUAAUAUUUAGUAUUAGGAGAAUUAAUAGUUGACUGACGACAUGUUUUUUAAAUUUCAAGAAUUUACUUCUGAAAGUAUAAUUUACUUAGGCUUGGCAUUUAUUAUAGUAUAAACCACAAAGAAGUUAAGUCCCUCAUGAAAUCAUGUUCAUUGAGUUAAAUAUUUUAAUCAGUACCUUGUUUCAUAAAAAGAGUAAGAAAAUGUUCGGAUGAGUUUAAUAUUUUUUGCUGUGUGUAAAACUUUUUUCUUUUUUUUUAAAUCAGAUACAUACUUUCAUGUGUUCUAAAUUUGUUCAUUGAGUGCAAAGAAAAAAAGUUAUGUACAUGCUUAUUAUUUAGUUCUUAUUAACUGCACAGUAUUGAUUUUGAUUCCAGUUGAUUUUUACACAUAGAAAAUGUGUAAAUGUAAUUUAAACUUAAAAUUUUUGUUACCGAAAUAAUUUUGCAAUAAUCAUUGUUACAAAUUUAAAUUCACCUUGUAUAUAUAUCGAAUCAAAGCCAUCUUUGUAUUGUACCAUCAAAAUACUGAUCUGUAAUUUGUAAGUUCUUUUAUCUCAUUUUAUAUCUUUUGUUAUUU
This is a messenger RNA of Uloborus diversus, 1529 nucleotides long. RefSeq names its product zinc finger C4H2 domain-containing protein-like. The transcript is spliced from 6 exons. The coding region runs from base 99 to 785 and encodes 228 amino acids. The record is from RefSeq and is a predicted model, not a curated record. Gene Ontology annotation, biological process: positive regulation of neuron differentiation. Lineage: Eukaryota; Metazoa; Arthropoda; Arachnida; Araneae; Uloboridae. Gene Ontology annotation, cellular component: nucleus.